AUGCCAUGCGUAUGGCGUGCCGGUGCUCGCAGAGCCGCUCAACGUCAUGUUCAGGUGUCACAGAGGCUUGCUUCGGCACCAACGAUCGCUCGUUUCAUCUCAUCACAACCACGCCCUCCAUUGCUCAAGCUCGAGGAUGCCCUGCUCAAAUCACUCGCUCCAACGUCAAUAGACUCCUCCUCAGCAGGCUCGCCGUCUUCUCUGCACUGGAAGGUCAACGACUUUGGCGCUGACGAAUGCUGGGCCAUCGUUGCCCCCGCUUCCGAGCAAGGCGGUGCAGUGCGUCGGGAGCUCAUCGACAUUCUCUCUGGUCGGCUUUGUCCACGCACAUCCACAUUCAACGCACAACAUCCACCGGUGCAUCCCUUUCUCCUCGACCCGACACAGCCAAAUGUCCCACCUCGGUCUUCCAGCCAGGCGAUCAAGCAUGUGUCCUUUGCGACCAAGAUGGGCUCCACAUCCUCAUCAGGCGACUUCACUAACUACAUCGCUCGCUACGGCGCAAUUCGAGAACAAGACCGAGUCACGCUGUACGAGCGGCUGAUGGACCUGCUCGACUGUCCGGUCGGCUUGGUGGCUGCCACCAAGCUCGUCCCCGACCCAUUCGCCCCCGCAGACGCAGCGAACCAGGUGGGCCGAUUUAAAUACAAAUCCGAUACCGAGCGACAGGCAGCCCUCUCGAAAGCGCAACACGCCCAUGAGGUCAUUAAACAGAUGGCGCCGCUGCUCCUUAUCAAUGACGAGCUGCUGCAUAGACCGGUGAUCGCGCUCUCGAAUGGGCAGACGAGACGCGCAAGGAUCCUGAGCAGCUUGAUCACGGGUGCAGAGCUUGUUGUGCUCGAGGAGCCGUUUUCGGGCAUCGAUGUUGCGACGAGGAAGAGGCUGGGCGAUCUGUUUGCGCAGUUGCAUGCAGGGAGGAGACCGAGGUUGGUACUGGUGCUGCGCGAGCAGGAUUCGAUUCCGGAUCUCGUGACGCAUGUGUUGAAGGUCGACGAUCGGGGAAUCAUCACCUCUCUCGGUCCACGAGCACACGGCAGCACAAACAACGUUUCUAGCACAAGCAAAGAGCCCAAGGAAGGUGGCCACGCAGUGGUCCUCUCCAAUUCGAGCAACGGCAUUGGGAGGGGCGACACCUCCUCGCCACCCUACAUCGCGCUGCACUCGGUCUCGAUCCAGUACGGCGACAAAGUCGUACUCGACAGCAUCAACCUCUCGCUGCACCCGGGUAUGCGCCUCGUGCUCGCCGGCGACAACGGCUCGGGCAAAACUACCCUACUCGCCCUCCUGCUCGGCGACCACCCGAAAUCCUUCUCCUUCCCCGGAUCCUCGCUCUCGCUCUUCUCACAUGCACGCGACCACCCUUCGAACGCACGCGCACUCCUCAACCGGCGCAUGGGCCAUCUAUCACCCGAGCUGUUCAAUGCCUUCCCACGCAAACCCCCAACCGCCGGCGGGCUGACGGUGGGCGAAGUGGUCGCGUCCGGCUUUGAGAACGUGUUCGCUCGACGUUCCUACACCGACGCACAGAAACAACGCGUGUGGUCGCUCCUCGCGCUCUUUGCUGAUCUGAUCAAGACGCCUCAGAAUACUUUGCUUCGGGACGACAUUCACACGCUUUCCGACCGCGCGUUUGCGCAGCUGAGCCACGGCAGCCAGGCGGUGGUGCUGUUCCUGCGCGCCGUGGUGGGCAACCCGCAGGUGCUGGUACUCGACGAGCCGUUUCAGGGUAUGGAUCGGAGACAGGUCGAGAGGACGAGAGCGUUUUUGGAUCGGCCGGAGCAGUUUGCUGUUGGGAACAGCGAUGCGGAGAGGGAGGCGGAUGUGGAACAGAGGAGGAGGAUGGCGGUCGUGCUGGUCAGUCAUUACGAGUCCGAGUGGCCGACGAGUUUCGGGGAGCUGUUGCGGCUGAGUGAUGGAAAGGUAGUUGAGCGCAUCUGA
Sporisorium graminicola is the source of this 1938-nucleotide messenger RNA. RefSeq lists its product as uncharacterized. The transcript has a single exon. The record is from RefSeq and is a predicted model, not a curated record. The coding region runs from base 1 to 1938 and encodes 645 amino acids. NCBI's taxonomy places the organism in Eukaryota, Fungi, Basidiomycota, Ustilaginomycetes, Ustilaginales, Ustilaginaceae. Gene Ontology annotation, molecular function: ATP hydrolysis activity; ATP binding.